Molecule: messenger RNA, 2847 nt
Organism: Ixodes scapularis (black-legged tick)
Lineage: Eukaryota; Metazoa; Arthropoda; Arachnida; Ixodida; Ixodidae
Gene: GABA-B-R2
Product: gamma-aminobutyric acid type B receptor subunit 2
Exons: 19
Coding region: 19-2847 (942 amino acids)
Biological process (GO): G protein-coupled receptor signaling pathway; gamma-aminobutyric acid signaling pathway
Cellular component (GO): membrane; G protein-coupled receptor heterodimeric complex
Molecular function (GO): G protein-coupled GABA receptor activity
Source: RefSeq, a predicted model, not a curated record
UGCGAUCCUGCCGUUGGCAUGAAGGCCUUCUUCGACAUGAUCGACAAGCAACCCAAGAAACUGGUCCUGUUCGGCGCAGCCUGCAACGCCGUCACGGACCCCAUCGCCAAAGCGUCUCAGUUCUUUCAACUCGUACAGUUGACUUAUGCCGACACGCAUCCGAUGUACACGCUGGAGAGCUACCCCAACUUCUUCCGGGUGGUGCCCUCCGAGUCCGUCUUCAACCAGGCCCGAGUUUCACUCCUCAAGCACUUCAACUGGACCCGGGUCGGCACCCUGUACCAGACGAACCCCAGAUACGCGCUGCCCCACAGCCGACUGCUGACAGUCCUGGAUUCAGCCAACAUCCAGAUCGACGAGAUGCAGGGCAUCGGGGAAGGGGAUGACAUCGAGUACGAGCUCGACAAACUCAAGGAAAAAGACGUCCGGAUAAUUUUGGGAAACUUCGACGAAUACUGGGCCCGGAAGGUGUUUUGUCAGGCCUUCAAGAUGGGCAUGUACGGGCGCAAGUACCAGUGGAUCAUCGUGGCCAUGUAUCGGGAGCGCUGGUGGGAGGCGCCCCAGGCGGACGUGAGUUGCCAGCCCUCGCAGAUGACCGAGGCCAUCGAGGGCUACAUCGGCACCGACCUCCUGCCGCUCAGCACCAGCGAGAAUAUCACCGUCUCGGGACUCACGCCCACGGAGUACGAGGCCGAAUACAACCUGCUCCGGACGGGCGAGUACUCCCGCUUCCACGGGUACGCCUACGACGGCAUCUGGGCCUUGGCGCUGUCCAUCCACGCGGUCAUCGUGCGCCUGCGUGCCAACGACACGCGCAUCUCGGAGUUCGACUACCGACGCCACAGCUGGGGACGCCUCUUCAAGGAGGCCCUCAACGACACCAACUUCAUCGGGGUCACGGGACCCGUGCGAUUUUUUCGCAAUGAAAGGAAAGGUCAGAUCCUCCUCAAGCAGUUUCAAAAAGGAGAGGAGGUGAAGAUUGGCGAGUACGACUGCCUUACCGAUGCCUUAGACCUCGCCAAGGGUUUGCCAAUUAUAUGGCGAGGAGGGCUGGAUCCCCCGAUGGACCGGACCCUGAUCGUGAUCGAGAGGACGCGCGUGAACCUGACCAUCUACGCGGUCCUGUGCAUCCUCUGCGUGCUGGGAAUCAUUCUGGCGUCCGUCUUCCUGGUCAUCAACGUCAAGUUCAGAAACCAGAGGUACAUCAAGAUGUCUAGUCCGUACCUGAACAACCUCAUCAUCGUUGGCUGCAUCCUCACCUACACCAGCGUCAUCCUACUGGGCAUGGACUCCGGCUUCACAUCCGUCACAAACUUUCCAUACAUCUGCGCGGCGAGAGCCUGGGUCCUGAUGUCUGGCUUCACGCUCGCGUUCGGCGCCAUGUUCAGCAAAACGUGGCGCGUUCACGCAAUCUUCACAAACAUCAAGCUCAACAAAAAGGUCAUCAAAGACUACAAGCUGUUCAUGGUGGUCGGAGUGUUCCUCAUGCUGGACGUCAUCAUCCUGACCACCUGGCAGAUCGUGGACCCUUUCUACCGGGAAGCCAGGCAGGGACAGCCAGUGGCGUCCCACGGCAACGAGGACGUGUCGGUGAUUCCCGAGAUGGAAUUCUGCCAGAGCCAGAAGAUGACCAUCUUUCUGGGCUCCAUCUACGCCUACAAGGGCCUGCUCAUGGCGUUCGGUUGCUUCCUGGCCUGGGAGACCCGGCACGUGAGCAUCCCGGCCCUCAACGACUCCAAGUACGUGGGCAUGAGCGUGUACAACGUGGUGAUCAUGUGCAGCAUCGGCGCGGCUAUCUCGUUCGUGCUGCGCGACCAGCAGGACGCCGCCUUCAUCAUCAUCUCCGUCUUCAUCAUCUUCUGCUCUACCACCACACUCUGCCUCGUAUUCGUACCCAAGCUUGUGGAACUUCGGCGAAACCCGCAGGCCGGCGAGCACCGCGUUCGGGCUACCCUGAAGCCGCUGAAGAAGUCGAGGCGUGAUUCGGACGACGAGAGCCUCUUCACCAGAAUCAAAGUGCUGCAGGACGAAAAUAUGCGCUACAGGCAGCGAUUAGAAGAGAAAAACAUUGAACUGCAGUCAUUAGUGUUAAAAUUGAAAGAUGUAGAACCGGUGAUAGUUGUUACCCACGACGCCAUUACGACCAUUCCAGAAGUUAGCUCACCUUCGCAGAUGGAGACAUCAGAAAGAGAAAAUAGCAAAGAAGAUACGACCUCGAUCGUGUCCAUCAGGUCCGUAACAGAAGAGGACAGUCUUCUAGAGAAAUCGGUGAAAAGGAAGCUUUCGACGGCGUCGCUUCAGGGCAGCCCGCCAGCGCCUGCCCUGGCCGGCAGCGCGGCCGUGACGGCCAUGGGCGCCGUGCGGGCCGUGCGCCAGCAGCGUUCGGGCAGUGUGCAGCUCAGGCCCCAGGCUUCGUCGCAAGCAAGAACACAGCAGCCGUCGAUGCACCAGUUCCACGCCCUGGGGGGCAGCGAAGAGCCCUUCCGCAGGACGCCCCUCGUGAACGGCCUGUCCGCCUACGCCUCGGACAGGGCCCGCUGCGAGCCGCUCAGGCCCCAGCCGCCGUCCUCCUCCUCUGACGCGGACACCCUGGCAAGUCCCCAGCAGAUGAGCGUGCGACGGCGUGCCAAGAGCCUGGGAACUCUCCGGGGCCCCGGGGGCACGUCCCGCGACUCCCCAGCGGUCGUGUCGCUCAUCGAACACGACUCCGGAGACGGCAGGGCCGCGACGGGUUCGCAGACGCCGCUGCUACCCUUCCUGCCGCUCUUCAGCCGCCUAGUACAAGACCGGACGGCGCUGUACUCCAGCUACCCCUCCAUCAAGUGUGAUAUAGUCGAGUACUUAUGA